This is a messenger RNA of Marchantia polymorpha subsp. ruderalis, 3067 nucleotides long. Lineage: Eukaryota; Viridiplantae; Streptophyta; Marchantiopsida; Marchantiales; Marchantiaceae. The record is from the annotation of a GenBank genome assembly.
CUUGUGCAGCGUGCGCGGACUCGCAAGACCGGGCGCCACAUUGGCCGUUCGUUCGCUCGCUGUCUGUUGGGCAGUAAAGGGGGGAGGCGAGGCUGCGUCGUAUAAUUCGGAAGUCGAUAAGUCGCCGUCGGUCGAGGAGCAGGAGGAGGAGGAGAAGGAAGUGGGCGAGGCCUGCAAUUCGGUGUUGGAGGAGGUCGGCCGAUCGAGAUCUGUACAGAGUGUGGGCGCUUGAGGAUUUGGGUAGAGAUCAGAGAGGGAGGGAGGGAGAGAGAGAUGGGGAGAAUAUCGUUGCCCGUGGAUUUGAUGGAGAUUCUGGCGCUGGCCUGGGAUCACCCGCUGAUCGCAGGAGUGUUGAUGUUGAUGUUCACGCCGCCGUUUUUCCCGGUGCUCGUGUUCUUUUCGCCGUUGUUGAUAUCGACCACUUUGUGUGCGGUCGCGCUGAUCAGCGUGGGGCAGCAGAUCGAAGAUGCUUCGAAGAGGGAGCGGGAGGUUGCGGGGUGGAAUGCACGAGCCGCGGACGGGGAGGCGGUCGCCGUUCGGGAGAGGACGAGCAGGAGGAGGAGAGUUCCUGGGGAAGAUAAUAAUUGGUUGGACUGGGUUCGAGGCUUCGAGCCUGGGUCUGUAUGGCAGGCGGAGAGCUCGUUCAUGGAGGAUGUGAAGGAGGAGAGGCUGCUGUCGGACUUUCGUCUCGACGAGGGUGGCAUUGACAUGAAGGAGGAAGAUUUCAAGCAGCAGAUCGAAGCGCUUCGUGAAUUCGAAAGGAAUUUAGGUGAGAGGAGUUUCAGCUUCAGGACUGGAGCCGCCGCCGCUGCCGCCGCCAGCAUCGAAGCGCUGGAGGCGCCCGUCGCGGAUUCGUCGAUGAGAAUGGUCCCAUUUCGGAACGCCAGCACUGAGGUUCAGGCGCCCAGCCCGCAAAUCCCCUCGAUGUUCCUUUACACUCUCAAAACCGGCGGAACUGGAUCUGCGCCGGGCAAUGCCAAUCCCCUUCAACCCGUUUCCGGGGGCCAACGAACCCCACGCAGAUCGCCGCAGCAGCUCCAGCAACUGCUCCAGGGCGGCCUCGAGCAGCAGCCUCGCGAGCGCCGAGAGCUGCCAGAACCACAGGAGCAGCCAGAGCAGCAGCAGAAAUCUCUCGUCUCUUUUGGUAGUGGUUUCUUUGCCGGUGGUUUUGACGAGCCGGAGAACGACAAGCAGCUACUUCCCCUGCCGGAGCCGGAACGCCACCCCGAGCCCCAGCAGCCCCAGCAACAACAAUUCGGGCUUCUCUCAUUCGGCAGUGGAUUUCCUCGCGGAAGUUACGAAGACCCGAAGAAGGAUCAGAACCAGCGGCAGGAUGAGCAACAAGGCCGGCUGAUAUCCUUCGGCAGCGGUUUCAUCGGCGGAAGCGUCGACGAAGCGAAGAACGAUAAUCAGCAUGAACAGAAGCCACAACAACAGGAGCAGCAACUGCAGCUGCAGCCGCGCAGCACUUCUCUGGAGAUGAUGCAUGUAAGUUCUACAGAGUCCGCGCCCUCGUUCAAGCCUGUAAGAAACACCGGUCUCGCUCUGGAGAAGCCAACGAAAUCACCGUUUGUGGAGCAUAGGGAAAACCGGGACGGAGACCGAAAGACGAGCAUCUUUUGCGCUUUCGGAGGCGAUAGUCAUUCCAGGCCGUCUCAAGAACGAUCCAGGGCUCUCACUUACAAUGCGAGCUUGAUUCCCGGUAACGCUGUUAUCUACACCACAGACCCAUCUCCGAUCGACACAAAGUUGCAAAGGAGAAAUUCGCUUUCCAGCCGAGAACGGAGAGGUUCGUCCACCGCUUCGAGGCAGAAGCGGAAGCACGGAGCUGGGGAGAGGACAUCUAGACAUGCUCCUGUGGAAAACGCUACAGGCGGAGAUCGCAUGGGAAUGACGACGAACGCAGCUAGAUGAGAAUGAGCGAACGCCUGCUCGCACAUUGCUCGCUUCAUUUUGUGGGACAUCCCCUACUUCCGGUGAAAAGUUUGGGGCAAGCGCCUUUGCCACUUCUUUAACGGGUUCUCUUCCUGCUUUGUUCAUCGACAGUGCCUCACAAAUUUGAAGGUCUCAUUUCUUCCUUGAAAUGUAGAGUCGGGGGAAGCGAAGUGUCGAUGGGCCGUCUGAUAGAUGGCCUUGAAGGCGAAGGCAAUUAUCACUUGCCGGUUGGACUCAGUCUCAUGAUUCGGGCGUCAUGAAGUCGACAUCUUCAUCAGAGGAAGGAGGAAGGAGGAACGUAUGUGUGCCUGGGAACAUGAACUCAGAAAAAUGGGACGUCCAUUCGCUGUCCACGAUGGGCCGGAUCUGACCCGACCCGAUUUGGGAGCAAGAUUGUUUGCCCCAGCUCUGCGCACUAGAAACAGACGUGUAUUUUACCAUUAUCAGGGAAUUUCUGUCGGUGCUGUCUGUAAAUGCAGGGUGCUCUGGUUUUCUCUUUGAGUAGCUCCUUGUACAUUCUAAGGCCUAUAUCCAGGCUGUUGAUUCUCGGUGCGCCUUCUCAGGUUUCACACCUCGGUUGCGCCGCGAAGUUGAAAUUCUGAACAAGGCGAUUUGCAGUGCAAAUUCACCUAUCUGACAUUCGCAAUUGCAACCGUCGUGUUUGUCUCGGACAUUCUACUUCAACCAUGCUACAAUGUUGGGUUGUUCAGUCCUUCGGUUCGUAGCUCCUUGUUUCAGAACUGUGGACAGCUCGACCUCCCACCGUUGAAGUAUAUUUCACUUCGUAUCUUCGGACACGUAUGUCGCGGAUUGAAAUCGGAUGUGAGAUAGUGUUGCAUCCAAAGGAGUACUAGUGGUUGCCAAUUGGUGCGGUUUACGCGCUGAUAGUGAAUCUAGUGCCCUAAUAACCAGUCUACUCCAUUGCAAAUGUCUACGAAGAUUUGUCAUCGAGCUCUAAGCGUAGCCAAAAAAGUACGAUGUAAAGUAUAACGGGCAAUUUCAUAUAUUCGGGAAUAUUACUAUCACUGCAGUGUCAACCAAUUAUUAACCAGCAUUUUACCUGUACGUGGUCUUGAUCGUGGAACGACAGAGUUUUAUUUAUAAAGCUUCUACGUCACCAAUUGAAAGUAUU